Molecule: messenger RNA, 1190 nt
Organism: Eubalaena glacialis (North Atlantic right whale)
Lineage: Eukaryota; Metazoa; Chordata; Mammalia; Artiodactyla; Balaenidae
Product: GTPase IMAP family member 5-like
Exons: 3
Coding region: 194-1123 (309 amino acids)
Molecular function (GO): GTP binding
Source: RefSeq, a predicted model, not a curated record
AAACUCGCUGCUCUCCGGUUUCCGCAGCAGCAGGUUCGCCCCAUCCGGAGGGGGUGUCCCCAACUGCGGGGACAGGGGGCGCACUCCGCUAGCCCCAUUUUCCUUCUUGCCCUGCAGCCGUGCGCUGGAACCUUCGGCCGCACGCUCGCGCCGACCCGCCGGCACCCAGGCCGCAGCGCCGCGCCUGAAGAGAAUGGAAGGGCUUCAGAGGAGCAGAUACGGGACUAUGGCUGAAGGCGGAACAGAACAUAAGCAGUUUGCAACCUCGUCCUCAUUGAGGAUCAUCCUGGUGGGCAAAACAGGCAGCGGGAAAAGCGCCACCGGGAACAGCAUCCUCUGCCAGCCAGUGUUUGAGUCCAGGCUGGGGGCCCAGUCGGUGACCAGGAAGUGUCAGGGGGCAACGGGCACGUGGAACGGGAGGAGCAUCCUGGUGGUGGACACGCCCCCCAUCUUUGAGGCGAGGGCCCAGGACCAAGAGGUGUACGAGAACAUCGGGGACUGCUACCUGCUCUCGGCCCCGGGGCCUCACGUGCUGCUGCUGGUGACCCAGCUGGGGCGCUUCACAGAGCAGGACGUGGUGGCCGUGACCAGGGUGAAGGAGGUCUUUGGGGCGAGAGCCCUGAGACACAUGGUCAUCCUGUUCACCCACAAGGAGGACUUAGCGGACGGAUCCUUGCAUGACUAUGUAGCCAACACAGACAACCUGAGGCUGAGGGGCCUGGUCCGGGAGUGCAGGCAGAGGUACUGCGCCUUCAACAACCGGGCCUCCGGCGACGAGCGGGGGGAGCAGCUGGCCGGGCUGAUGGCCGUGGUCGAGGGGCUGGAGAGGGAGCACCAGGGCGCCUACCUCAGCAACGACCUCUUCUUUGAUGCACAGCGGCUCCAGCAGGGCGGGGGCGACCCCCACGGAGAAGAUCACGUGCGCUACCUGGCCAAGGUGCGGUCGCAUGUUGCAAAGCAAAAGCAAGGCCUGAAAGAGGCUCAGAGAAACCGUGCCUUCAAGGCGCUCCUCCGAGUCAAAAACUGGAUCAUUUCUCACAUCGGAAUAUUUGCUGUUCUUGUUAUAUGCUUUUUGAUUUUUCUUGCCAUUUUAAUUAGCUUGUGUAGAACUCACGAAUGCUGAGCAUUUUCAGAGGAUACCUGCCAUCAGCUUCCAUGUUUUCAGAGUCAGCAUCUUUGUCUAUGUUGAU